UAUUCUCAAGCACCGUUCAUUGUCGUUUAAAUUCACUACCGAAUUUAGAUUUUCCGCAAUGUAUUGCCAGUGUUUGCGCGUUUGGACGGACAUGGCGAGUAGUCCUCCGAUCACCACAAUCGACAAAGGAAGGCCUUUGCAGUUGUUCGAAAUCUUCUUCCCGAUUUCUUCCAAUUCCGGAGGGCAGUCUUUUUCUCCAAAGACACUUUUCCGGAACAACUUCCAGCUGUUAUCCUCGUUUAGAAAUCCCAUCUCGAGGCCACGAGAGCCGCUCAGCUCGAAAGCCAAGUCGGACAGCCGAGUAGUUAUAACUAUCCUACUCCCAUUAUUAUUAUCCGGAAAGAAAAACUUGACCUUGUCCCACGCGCGGACGCUCCAUACGUC
Molecule: messenger RNA, 384 nt
Organism: Striga hermonthica
Lineage: Eukaryota; Viridiplantae; Streptophyta; Magnoliopsida; Lamiales; Orobanchaceae
Source: the annotation of a GenBank genome assembly